Molecule: messenger RNA, 965 nt
Organism: Magallana angulata
Lineage: Eukaryota; Metazoa; Mollusca; Bivalvia; Ostreida; Ostreidae
Exons: 3
Coding region: 62-778 (238 amino acids)
Source: RefSeq, a predicted model, not a curated record
UAUUGGUAGCAACAACCAAUAGGAAAGGCGCACUUCUAAAACAACAACAAAGUGAAGCACGAUGGAUAAAGUAAAAGAAGAGGCGGAGCGCUACAGUGAGUACGUCCGGGAGAAACUGGGGGACAUCCUGUCGUCUGCUGUGGCGGAUGUUGCGGCUGCGCGCCCCGAGGAUCCCAUUGACUUCCUGGCCCACCGACUGUACACCACCAGGAGACAACACAUGGUCACGUGUUCAACAGGAACAGUCACGUGUUCAACAGGACCAGGACCGGUCCCCACGAGACCUACUUUCGGAAUUGCUACCCUCAGGCCGCGACAGAGUCAUGGCAACCGGGCUACAAGGUCAAGGUUAACGCGAUACAGACCGGAAAAUGAGAUGUCUCAAAUACAUGUUAAAAAUGUCAAGAAAACGGAAAAGGCAACAACGAAGGAUGCAUCCGGAAACAGCUCCUCUGAGCUGGAAGCAAGUGUCUUAAAGAAACUGGGACUCAAUGAAAAUGGACAGUUGCCAACAGCAACUCAACAAAAUCAAAAGGAAAAUAAAUUCUAUGGAGGAAGCUUAGGAACAACAAGAGUAGUGAAUUUGCCUGGUGAUCACGUGCUACAAGAUGCUACGUCAUCAAGUAGCAGACGCAAUGUGUUUGCAGCAGACGAUGAAGGGUUUGAGGAGACAGUGUCUUAUGGUUCUAUGACAAAGCCAGUGUUUGUCCACUUGUGUCUUAAAAAUAAUUUAAGCGGCCUUCACUGUGAUUUGUUUGAUGAUUACGAUUUGACCUGAUCUUUGUUGAAGUACCUGAAAGCAAAUAUUGGAAUAGCUACAUGUAUUUACGUACGUAAACUUGUUGGUGUGCCAAGCAAAGAAUUUAUACGCGUGAAAUAUAUAUAUGUGUACAUUUAAUUUGUUAAACAGUUUUAUAAAAAGAUAAACUAUUUAUUUAAAGAAUGUGUUUUUGCUUACUGGUAUA